Molecule: messenger RNA, 4539 nt
Organism: Cloeon dipterum
Lineage: Eukaryota; Metazoa; Arthropoda; Insecta; Ephemeroptera; Baetidae
Product: inhibitor of Bruton tyrosine kinase
Exons: 18
Coding region: 506-4210 (1234 amino acids)
Molecular function (GO): protein binding
Source: RefSeq, a predicted model, not a curated record
UGUCUGCUUAUGGUAUCGCACACUGCUUACCGUCACUCUAAACAACACUCAACUUUUUUGUUGUUUUUUGGCAUCGACAAAUUUACUUUCACCACCAUCUUCGAGGUUACAGGAUAACAUACAGUUCCUGCCAGCACUGUUUUUCGCUUUGUAAUUAAUAACCAUCAAUUACUAUGUUCGGUGAUGUGGAAGUGAACUCCAGUGUCUUCGUGUUUGUCGCUCUUUUCGAAGCCGAUUUCGGUCACCACAGUUGUCGCUCGUAGAUAAGGCCCACUGUCACCGUGUUAUGGCUCUCUAAACAGGCACCGCUUCCACCCCUUGCUGGGGUGGUUUUACUUCCUGCUGUGCCAAAGACUGUUAUCUCUAAAUAUUACGUAAUUUAUUAGCAAAGUGCUAACUUUUAAAUAUUAUGUUUCGCACAAAUGGCUCAAAAAUGAAUUAGCUAACUACCACCUUUGGUGAAUUUGAGCUGAAGAAUUUGCAAACUUUAUAAAAGUCGUGUGCGAUGGCUGCUGCUGAAGUGGCGGGUCCAGAGUGUACUCGGCGCUGCCGAUCUCUGGGCCAUGCAUCCAGCGUCAUUGCGGCCGUGGUGAGGGGCACUGAAGAGGAGGCCGUGGCCUACAUGAAGUGGCUGUGCUGGCGGCCGGGACAGGUGGUGGACGCCGAGGGGCGCACGGCCCUUCACGUGGCCGCCUCCAAGGGCCGGCGCCGGGUGGUCGAGUGGCUGGUGAAGCAGAAAGAGGCUGCCAUCAACCUCAGAGACCUCGAGUCUGGCUACACUCCACUUCACAGGAGUCUCUUUUAUGGGCAGAUACAUGUUGCAGUCGCUCUCAUACAGAUGGGAGCCAACCCUGCCAUGUUUGACAAGGAAGAUAUGACCCCUUUGGACCUGGCCAUGAAAAGUAGACCUCCAAUUGUGGAGUACAACAAGUCCAGUCCUUGUGAGGCUUAUGUUUGGGGCACCAAUGCCAACUUCAACCUUGGAAUUGGAAAUCAGCAGAGCAGAACCGUUCCUGAUCUGGUGGAGCAUUUCCGCCGCAGCAGCAUCAAUGUCAAACAUGUGUCCAUGAAUAUGUAUCACUCAGUGUUUGUAAGUGAGGCUGGCAAAGUGUAUUCCUGCGGUCACGGUCAGGGCGGCCGCCUAGGCCAGGAUUCUGAGAAGCCAUCGCUAUUUCCUCAGCAGAUGAAGUUGACUGCUGGCGACAUUUGCAGCCAGGUUGCCGUCGGUCUUGACCACACGGUUCUGCUAAUGGAAAAUGGCAACGUUUUCACCUGCGGAUCCAAUGAGUACCAUCAAUUGGGCCUAAAUGGAAACCCUCCUCCUAAACACCUGCUGUCUCCGAGGUGCUUGGGCAUGAAGACCUUGCCUAUUCAGAAGGUUCUUGGAGUGUGUGCUGGCAGGUUCCACUCCGUUAUCUGGUCGAAUAAGGGAAUCGCCACUUGUGGAUUGAAUGCUGGGCAGCUGGGUCACCCAAAACUUGACAGAGAGCCAACUGUAAUGACUCCCAAGCUGAUUAUGGCACCAGCCUUGCAGUUCAAGCAGGAUGAGGAUAACUGCAUUUUACAUGUUGCAUCCAGUGACGCCGCACUUGUUGUGGCGCUGAAGAAGGGCAUAAUUUGUCUCAUCCAUGAGUACAAGUGCAAGAAAAUUGCCUACAGAAUGCUGGGAGUUGUGAAGGUGGCAGUGUAUGGCGGACAUAUUGAUGCAAAUGUGGAGCAAAACAGUGAAGAGCUCAGAGUCUGUGCUUUGAACAACACUGGGAAGGUUUUCAUUUGGCAGCAAUCCACACAUCAAAUGUCAAGGUGCUCCUUGCAACUAAAGCGGCAGUUGAUUGUGACAGAUGUUGCAUUAACUAACCAGCAUUUUCUGUUCACCACCUCUGACAAAGAGGCUUUUGAAGGGUUCUUCAAGCAAAAGAAGAAAUUUGAGGGUGAUGUCGAAUGUGAAGUUGUGAAAGUCAAACGCUUGCCUAACAUCCACAGAGCAAUUUCUGUGAGCUGUGACCCUAGGGGCCGAAACUUUACGGUUAUUCAAGCCCAUCCGAAAACUGCUCUUUUUGAGGUGCCACAGAUGGAAUCAAGUGAAAUGGGUGAACAAAUGAAAAUCUUGCUGGAUGAAGCAUGUGAAGAGGAUUCAAUCCAUGAUGUCGUGUUUAUGGUUGGAUCCCGAAGAUUCCCCGCACAUCAGUGCAUAAUAGGUGCACGGAGUGAACCACUUUACGCUCUCAUUCAGGAGAGAGCACUCGCCGAAAGCGAUGAAGUCCCUGAAAUUCCAAUCCCGAACCUAGCCCCUGAGAUAUUUGAGCAAAUUCUUCAGUUUAUUUACACCAACAAAUGUAGCCUGCUAACACCAGGCCAGUGCGAUAUUAAGAUCAAUUAUGAGAACGCUAGUGCAAAGAAAAAGACUGAUGUCAAAUCAUCACCUGAGUUGGGAUAUGAUCCAAGAAAAGUUUCUGCUUUUGAGGCUUACAAGACUCAACCUGGGGUCAGCAAGAAGAAAAAGAACAAGUCUGCUACAAAUAAAAAGGCAGAGGACGAUCCUCUCAAGAGCUUGGCAGCCACUGCCAGGGCAUUUGGAUUGCCAAAUCUGAGCAAAGCCCUGGAUGGAUACCAAUUCAAAAAUGGUAUGGUGCUUCUGAAAAAUGGCCAUGACCUGUACACACCGCAGCCUCUGAGCUUUGACAGAGGAAAUAUGAAACUCUCAUGUGAUGCAACUGUUUUGAGCAUCGAAGGCGAUGAGAUUAAGGCGCACAGAAGCGUGUUGGCUGCUCGUCUGGAAUACUUCCAUAGCAUGUUUUCCCAUGGAUGGGUUGAGUCAAACAGAAGCUCGACCCUCAAGAUGGCUCUUCCAACCGCAGUUCUGGAUGUUCUUUUGGAUUUUCUGUACUAUGAUGAGGCUCCCAAGGUAUUCUCCGACGCAGAGCUGGCACGAACUAUGCUUGUGGUGGCUGAUCAAAUGUUUAUUGAGCGGCUCAAAGAAGCUUGUGAGUGUGCUCUGGUCGCAUCUCUCACUCUGAAAAAUGCCUCUGAGCUACUCCAACUCGCUUUUACCUACAACGCCGCCCAGCUAAAACUCAGCUGCAUGCAGUACAUUUCAUUCAACUUGCCAGCCCUCAUUGAAUCAAGGGGUCUGGAUGAUGUGGAAUGGCAGGUGCUCGAGGAGCUCUCCAAAUACCACAGAGAGACCAAUCCAGUGAUGUGCAGGAGAAUCAUAACCCCCUACGCAAACGGCCCGACUAGCGAUGAUCUGCAGUUUGUCCUGUCUCAUUUUCCCACGCUCUUGGAUGACCAUUCUAGGAUAAAUGAAAUUGAUGAUGGAGAUAGUUUUGAAAUCAAAAAGCAGAAACCAAAACCCAAAAAGCACCGGCUGCGAAGAAUCAGCUCAGGGGAAGGUCAGCUGCAGAGGAUGCGGAAGGACUCGGUCAGUUCCAAUGCGUCGGAUGGUUCAGCAGAUCUGGACAAGGACGUGCAGAUAUUAGAGGAUGACUUGGCUUUGAUCGAUGAGAUUAUAACAUUAAACCUAGUGGAGCCAGCAGGGGCAGUGGAGGAGCUGCAGCCAACUCCUGAGGUCAAAAAACCUGGAGUGAAAAAAGCUUGGAACACCAUGUUUCCAAUUCUACAGACUUCCUUGAGCAAUUUAGAUUUGAAUGGAAACAAACCCAAGGCCAGCGAGUUCAAACCUAACAUUAAAAAGCUGUCACAAAAACAGCGGAAGAGGCUUUUAUCUGAGUCAAACAAGGAACAGACGUCUCCUAAAGCUGAGGUGACCACGCCAGUUUCUCCUUGGAACAAGCAGUUUGCAAGUCCAGCAAGUCCUGGUCUCGAUGAUAUAAUGAAACAAGAGAAGCUAGCGGUUUCUAGUAGAUCUUCAGUAGAGGAGCAUGUCCAAGGCGCUAUUUCCAUUCCAUCCUCAAGUCGCCAGAGAAAUCCAAGCAUUUCCUCGCCACAAAGUCCUCCAGGAGCCUGGUGUCUCUCUGUCAGUCCAGGAGAAGCUAAUUUGUCAGCCAUUGUGAAGGACCAAAAGCAGCAGAAGGAAAACCUGCGGAAGGCAAUGGCUAAACCUCUGCACCUCACCCAAAUAGAAGAUCAGGCCAUUCAGGAGCUAAUGGCUUUCUACUCUGCUGGAGAUAAUAAAUAUGAGAGGAUCACAGUCCGCAGAGUGGAUUCUGGCGCUGUUGCCACUCCAACCUGGGUGUCAUCCACACGUUAAACGUUGAACCGUUGUCUGUAGCUAGCCCUUGAUGUAAGUCCUUAAUUUAGCCAAGAUUUUUGGCCGCCUUUGAUAUUAUAAGGUCCAUGGUGACUUCCUUCAAGCAGAGCUGAUGAUUAUCCCCAUACAUUAUCACAUCCAAAUAUUUUUUAUAAUCAAAAUUUCACCACUUUGUUUCAAAGAGGACUGUCUUAUUACCCACAAAUUAUUAUGUUUAAAACUUUAAUAUUUUUGAAUUUUUGUUUUCAUUUGUUACGCUGUGUUAAAUUGUACAUUGGUGGUGUACGUAGUAUAAUAUGGGUGUCUAAUAAAUGCGAAACAAAGCACAA